ACAUAUAUUUUUAAUUUUGUGGGAUGUAGCUUGCUACUCAAAGCACUCUUUCUGGAGUCACACUUUUCAACCAUGAACUGUUUUUAACGAAUAGGUUGAGUGAAUAAAUGAAUUCUUCAUAACAAAAAACACACUUGUGCUUAUGCUGGCGUAAAUGCCUGAUUGCACUAAGACGGAUAAUAAUCAAUUGCAGAGUCAAAGUAUAAGGAUAAAUAUAAAUAGCUUAUAGAAUAUAAUUCUUUAAAUUCUAUGAGGGGAAGUCACUGGAAUCGCUUUUAGAACGAUUUUUCAGCUGAUGUUCACGUCAAAAAUUGACAGCCAAUCAGAAUCCAUCAAUUUUAAAGAGCUCGAGCAUUUAAACCGGCAAACAACAUAACAUCGCGUUUAUAAUAAACAGAAAAGGAUCAUUCUGUUGGGUUGGACAGUAAUAUAGUUGGUGUUAAUGGUUCAGAAUGGCAGAAACGGUCAAUCAGUGAUCGGAUCUUUAGUGAGUUAAACAGAAUAGAUUCAAAAGAUUCGAGUUGGGAUGAAUCAAAACCCCCAACUGUUCUCACUGUUCAGUCUAGCCUUGGUCCCCACGGUGUCUCCUCCUAUUUCAUCUUUGUUUCACAAAUAGCAUGGGGUGUAAUGAACAUUUGGAGCUGCAUGAGCGUCCCGUAACAACUCUAUUACGUCGUUGACAUCUAGUGGCUGCCCAUAGGUCUAACCGACAUUCAUUCACUGAACCUCCUUCAUGAUUUUAUCAUGAUAAAAAGGGUCACAAUUAUUAUUUUACGCUAUUCUAAGCUUCCCCACUAGUCUUUCGCCACAGUAAGACUGAUGUGUUUUGUUGUCAUGCGAAUCCAAAUGAAGUGCGAUGAUGACAAUCCUCUGGGCGAUGACAUUCACACUGCUCGAUUCUUAUCCAAUCAGAGAGGAACUCUUUGAUUGGCACUUGAAUUAUCCAAUCGAAGCUCGUUCUCUGGAGAUAUGGUGGGUUUUAACAACUGCGAUUCCUUAGUGGGACUCCGGUUUCACAUAGCUGUAAUGUGUGGACAGCACAGAAAACUUUAAAAAGAGUUUAUUUUUUGUUGUGUUACGCCAUAUAUUGAGGAAGACUGUUCAUUCAGCUUAAAUGAGUGAGAAGGAUGUUAAUGCUAACCCACCACCAUCUCCUGAGACUCUCAAGGAGAAAAGUGCAACCCACAAACGUCUCAACCCUCCUGUUCCAUCAAGUAAAUCCAUUCCAGGCACUGAGACGGCGGGUCCCCCUCUCUCCAGUUCUGGCGGCCCAGACCAACCACCUAAAUCCACCCCUUCUUCAACUCAAGAUACUAAUUUAAAACAAACUAAUGUUAAAACCUCAAACUUUACAGCCAGAUCAACACCUGAAAAACAAGCUACACCAAAACCUACCCCUACAUCAUCACACAUCUCUAAAACGACUCAAACUACAACAUCUUCAUCAUUAUCAAAAUCAACAUUAUCUUCUCCCAAUGACCCAUCCACACCCAGCAUCACCAUUUCUGCUGAUCCUACACAAUCUACAUCGCCUCCUGAAGGUUCGCUGUCCUCCACCAAAAUACCUGCAGUGGGUUCCAGUAAACUCCCACGUCAACGGAGCUUUUUGGCUGCAGCCCAAAAGGUGAUGAUGCAGGAGAAAAUAAAAAAGGCUGAGGAAGAGGCCAAGGCUGAAGAAUGUGAUGAUUUGGACGAAGAUCUGUCUUUUGAGGAACUCCUGGAGAAGGCUGAGGCUGGAGACCCUAGAGCGCAGAGUAGACUCGGUAAAUACUACCUUAAACUGGCAGAAGAAAAAGACACAGAGACAAAUAUCCAUACAGCUGUUGAAUGGUUUGUGAAGGCAGCAAAACAAGGUCGGAGGGAUGCAGCCAAACUACUUCAGAAAUGCUGGAUCCAAAAGAAAGGCAUCACACCAGAGAAUGCACAGGAAGUGAGAAGGCUGUCCUCAGAGAGUAAGUUUGAACAGGCAGUGAGGAGAGCAGCCAUGUCGAUGUAUUGGAAACUCAAUCCUGACAGAAAGAAGAAAGUAGCCAUGUCUGAGAUGCUGGAGAAUGUCAACCAGGUCAAUACUGUACCAGGUGAACCUUCUGUAUGCGGUGUAACACCCAGCAUUAAUACUCAGAGGAAAAUCCUGGAGACCAUGGUGUCUAAUGAAUCUAGCUCUAAGUAUGUCGAUGUGGAAGAUUUUGUGGAGAUGACGAAAAAGUUCACAGAAGGCAUUGCGUGCACUCCCACACUGAGAACCUCAGACGUAGAUGCAAAGGAAGAGGAGAAGAUGUUAAGGAAAAGUGAUGCAGCCACAUUUGAAAUGGAAAAAAAUGAAUUGGCCCCCGUCACUCAUAAGCGUCAUCGAAAGUCCAGUUGGGGAAUGUCGAGCAGUGGGAUGAUAUUGGCUACCGGACGAGGUGGUGCGAUGAAGAGAGCCCUGGACAUAAAAUCCCACUUCUUGGGUCUGCAGUACCCUCUCCAUGCGAUUAUUGAGAUGAAGGAACUUUUAAUUGACUGGGCAUCUCGUGCUGGUGUCCAGUGGCUGAGCACCAUCAUCCCAACGCAACACGUCAAUGCCCUUAUCUUCUUCUUCAUCAUCUCCAAUCUCACCAUUGAUCUGUUUGCCUUUGUCAUCCCGCUCCUCAUCUUCUACCUCUCCUUUAUCUCCAUGGCCAUCUGCACACUGAGAGUCUUCAAGAGCAGCAAAGGAUGGGAGAACUUCAGUGCCUUAACUGCCCUCCUCACACGCUUCGAGCCCAGCCUGGACGUGGAGCAAGCGGAGUCCAACUUUGGCUGGAACAACCUGGAGCAGUACCUCUACUUCAUGAUAUCAGUGUUCUUUAUGAUCUUCACCUUCCCAGUAGCAGAUAAAGGCUGGAUCCCAUGCUCGGAGCUUUUCACAGUGGCUAUCUUCUUCACGGCAAUGAGCUACAUGAGCCUGAGCCCAUCUGUGGCAGCUUACACACGAAGGGCACUCAUCAUCGAGGUGGCUUCAUCUUUGUGUACCUUGACCAGCAGGUUGCAGGAAAUGGCGAUGGCCAGGAUGCUGGGGCAUAUUUUCACAACUAUCCCUCUAGGAGAAUCGCUGGUGCUGGAGCUCAGUGUACCCUGUGUGCUCUACAUCUACCUUUUCUACUUGUUCUUCAGUAUGGCACGCAUGAGGGGAUUCAGAGGGACGUACUGCUUCCUGGUGCCGUACCUGGUCUGCUUCACGUGGUGCGAGUUCUCUGUGGUCCUGCUGCAGAACUCCACCACCAUUGGCCUUAUCCGCACAUGUGUGGCCUACUUCCUCUUCCUGUUUGCCUUACCCGUUUUGGCUUUGGGUCUGAUGGCGAUGCUGCUGAUUCAGGUGGUUAAGUGGUUCCUGGAGCUGGAGUUGACCAAAAUGCUGGUGACGCUGGCAGUGUGUGCCGUCCCUGUGAUCCUGCGGCUCUGGACUCGAUUCAGCCUGUCCAUCCUAAAUGUCUUCCGUUCCAUCACCCACAGAGGUCCGGUGAAACUGAUCCUCCUGUGCAUCACUACGGUGAUUUUAUUCUGCGGUGUCUAUGUCUAUAAUGCUGAAGGUCUAAAGGUGUAUAACUCCACAAUCACUUGGCAGGAAUAUGGUACACUGUGCGGCCCACGUGCCUGGCAGGAUCACGGAAUGGCUCAAACACAGCUCUUAUGCAGCCAUCUGGAAGGUCAUCGUGUCACCUGGACAGGAAUAUUCCGUCGUGUUCGUGUAGUCGAGAUGGAAAACGGAGCUCAGUCUGUUAUAAACUUGCUACCGGUGUUUAUGGGAGACUGGUUGCGGUGUCUCUAUGGUGAGGCUUAUCCGAAGUGUGAAGCACAGAAUAAUACGUCUCCGGUUGCGAAUGUCACGGGAGUCGAGCCUGUUAAUGCCACAAUGCUGUUCCUCCAGCAGGAAGAGAAAGAGCUCUGUCGGAUAAAGGCCUUUGCUAAACACCAAUGCCAUGUUAAACGCUUCAACAGUUACCGCUUUGAGGUGACGGUCGGCAUGCUGGUGGAUGGAGUCACGCAACUUGACGAUCCGGCAGGUGACAUCCUCCUAAUGGCGAGUCACGAGUUUAAACAGGUGCUACUGAACCUCGAUCCAGGCAGCAUGGUAGAGUUCAGCACAAAGCUGGAAGGGAAGUUGGGUACCAAAUUACCUGCAUUUGAACUGAAAGCCAUACACUGUCUGGACUGCAGCUCGUCAUUGGUGCCUGAGGGACGACAGGUCAAGAUUGAACGGAACUGGAGGAAAACCAUGCUUAAAGCCAUUAAAUUUGCAUUUGACUUCUUCUUUGCUCCUUUUCUCUGUGCUAGGAUCAAUGUGUAAAGAGGAAGAAAAAAAGACAGAGAUACAUUAAUCUCAAUCACAGUCAAAAUGUUUGGAGUUUUUUCCUAUUCAGAGUCGGAGGAAUUUAAAAGAGCUGUCAAACUCCAAACACAAUUUGCACAUUUUUCUGGAAACAUAAAAAUUAAUUCUUGUGUUAUGUUAGAGAUCAUGUGUUAUUGUUGUGGCAUUGGGAAAAUUGAUCAGUUUCUUUUAUAUUAGCUUGAUUCUUUUCCAUAGCUAUUAACUUUUUUUUUUUUUUUUUUAACUCUCUUAUGCUCAUCUAGGCUGCUUUUGUUUGAUUAAAAAUACAGUAAAAACAGUUAUAUUGUAAAAUAUUAUUACAAUUUACAAUGUCUGAAUUAUUGUCACAUGAUCCUUCAGGUCAAAUAUUAUCAUGUGACACUGAAGACUGGAGUAAUGGCUGCUGAAGAUUUAGCUUCACAGGAAUAAAUUAUGUCUUAAAUAGAAAAUGGUUAUUUUAAAUGUUAUUAAUAUUUCACAAUAUUACUGUUUUACUGUAUAUUUGAUCAAAUAAAUGCAGCUUUGGUAAAUGCUUUUUUAACAACAUAAAAACAUAAUUAUUCUACACCUUUGACUGUCAUUAAUGAUAAGUUUAAUGACAGUUCUAUUGUAAAGUGAUAAAAGUUAAUGUAAUCUGUCUACAAAAAAUUGUUCACCCAAAAUUAAAUUUACUCAUUAUUUACAAGUGCUACAAAUUAAAAAUUUAAGUUAUCCAUUGAGUGUUUUUUUCAACUGCCCUCAUUCCAUAGAUUAACCAUGUUUUUCAGCAAGUUUUGUGCAAAUUAGCAUUCUCUGCAUUCUCUCAAAGAUUUCUAAUGCACGUUUACAUAGAAAAAUGUUUAAAAGGCAGAUUUGCAAAUCAAAUUUGAUCUUGAACCAAUGUUUCUGACCUUCAGAAAUUCAGCCUGACCUUUAUAACUCAUUUAUGAUUAUGAUCUUAUGUGCAAAGGAUCUUUACUCACAUAUUUGUGUGAUUUUGUUUCAAUUUUUUUUUGUCAUGAAUAAGAAUGCAUGGAAUACUUGUCUAGUAUUUAGAGUAUUUAUCAAAUGAAGUAUUUCUGUGAACAUGAGCCUUAUCUAUUAUUUGUUAGUUCAAAUAACUUUUUCCCUUUUUUUGUCUUUUAAAUAACAUGAGUCUACAUCAUUGAUACAAAUCUGCAUACAAUCAUACAGCUCACACUUUGUUGCACUCUUAUGAUGUUACUGUUUGUUAAAUGGAAAAACCAUCUCCACACAGAUGUUUUCCUUAAAGGUUCUAUGACAAGUGGAUGUAAAACCUGUUUACAUUAUGUUUGGAAUUAGGUUUUUAUUUUUGUGAAAAUGUAAAAAUGAAUUAAAGUGCCUUUAAGAUUCACAGUUAUUGUCCUUCUAAGGUCUGAUGCUGCAUGGUAUGCAGUUAGCUCACUAUAAGCAUAUCAGGUGUGUGUGUGUGUGUGUGUGUGCGUGCGUGUGUGUUUGUGUUAAAUACCCAGAAGCAGACAGAUAGACUGAGAAACAAGCACUAUGAAAAAAAAAAUGAAAAAAAACAAAACAAAACAUUAAACUAAGGAGGUAUACAGAGGUCAUAUUAAUUUAAUCACAUUCCUCCAUUUGCCUCUUUUAUUUUUUCAUUAAGUGUCAAUAGAAUAUGUUUAGGCAUCAUAGAUAUACACAUUAGUAACACUGGAUAAUGAUAAACAUGCGUUUUUGUGUGUAUGCUUGCAUGUAUAGGCCUAAUUUGUGUGUGUGUGUGAGAGAGAGAGUGUGUGUGUGCCCUGAAAAACUCAAGCUAUUAUUCCCUGGUUGCAUUGUGAAUGUGAGUGUGUGUUUCACUGCAUGUCUGAGAGGAAAGCAUGUGAGAAUGCAUAAUGGCAGAAGGCCUAUUGCCAUGGUAACAGGAUGUAAGAGAAUGAAAGUGUGCGAGAGAAAGAGAGGAACAGAGUGAAAAAAGCGGAGAAUCAUUGUCUCAGGGUACAAAAAUGAUGUGAAUGAACUACAAAUGUAAAAAUAAGAGUAGAGGGACUGAUUGUAAGAGGCACAGCCUCAGUAUAUGUAGAGCAAAGAGUACUAGAAAAAUGGGACAGACAAACACGUGAACACCAGAAAAGACAGAAAAGUCAAAGAAAAUGAGAAAAUGAGAAAGCAAGCAAGCAAGCUCGCUCGUCAGUUUGAGAGCACCCCGUUAACAUCAUAACACUUUAAAAAUGGAUUCAUUAAAAGCAUGUUACAUUCAUUCAGCCUUGUUCAUAUAGCAAAAACAAUCACUGACCUCCGUGUCAUAGUCUACACAGACACCCAACAAUUCAUUACCACAUCUACACCAAACAAACAGUCACCCAGAAGGUGAAUGGCACCUUAAACAAAAGAUAACUCGCCAUAUUCUUUCUACAGUGGAUAGAGAGUUACAUGUACACCUGUGUGGUCAUUGAAAACACAGUGUGCAGAGAUUCACAUUUACACAUGGUUUAUCCACUUACUAGCUGCUACAUAUUGGAACGUUCCAAAUUCAAUACAAGAUAAGCUAUUUUAGAUAUUUUGGUCACACUUUAUAUUAGGUGGCCUUAACUACUAUGUACUUACAUCAAAAAACAAGUACAAUGUACUUAUUGUGGUCAUAUUGUAUUGCAAAACACUUUUGCUGCUAUUGAGGUGGGAUACGGGUGGUUAGGGACAGGUUUGGUGGUAUGGGUCGGUUUAAGGGUGGGUUCAGGUCAACAGUGUAAUUAUAAAUGUAAUUACAGAAAUUAAUUACAGAUGUAACUACAUAUAGGUAUUUAAAAAAAUAUAAGUACAAUGUAAAAACAUGUAUUUACAAAAUAAGGGCAUUGUACCAAAUGAUUAAUUUAAAUAUAAGUACAUAGUAGUUAAGGCCACCUAAUAUAAAGUGGGACCGAUAUUUUUUUCAAAGAUAAGCUAUUUGGCAUGCUGCCACAAAACGCAAUUUUGACACGUCCUCAACUAUGUUAAUGCACUUAUAAUGGAAGUCCAGGGAGCAAGGAAUUAGCAUAUAAUAAUAGGGGGAAUAAAAAUUAAAUGCCUUUUGAAAGUAUAGUCUCAAAACAUCAGUAUUCUUGAUAUUAAAAUAAAACUAAUAAAUCUGAUCAAAUCAAUAACUGACCUUGUCUGUGCAAUCAUAAAUCAUAUUCCCAAAAAAGGGACAGGAAUUACAUUAGUAAUGCAUGAGCAGACGUUCAUUAGUCUAGACCAGUGUCCCACAACUAAAAGAUUUUGACAACUUUGUAGCUGACAUAUAACCUUUGGACAGAAGAAUUAAAUAUAAGCCAGUGGCUCUCCACCAGGGAAUGGGGCCCACUAGGGGGCCUCAACAAAGACGACUUCAAAUUAGACAAAACAAGCAUUAAAAUAAACUGAUUCAACUGUUUUAUUUUUUGUUUGUUUGUUUGUUUU
Molecule: messenger RNA, 7717 nt
Organism: Onychostoma macrolepis
Lineage: Eukaryota; Metazoa; Chordata; Actinopteri; Cypriniformes; Cyprinidae
Gene: wfs1a
Product: Wolfram syndrome 1a (wolframin)
Biological process (GO): endoplasmic reticulum unfolded protein response; calcium ion homeostasis
Cellular component (GO): endoplasmic reticulum membrane; endoplasmic reticulum
Molecular function (GO): protein binding
Source: RefSeq, a predicted model, not a curated record